Molecule: messenger RNA, 2311 nt
Organism: Effrenium voratum
Lineage: Eukaryota; Dinophyceae; Suessiales; Symbiodiniaceae
Source: the annotation of a GenBank genome assembly
CGCGAUACUUCGGACCGUUUCCGUUUCCUUCCCCUCCUCCGUUUCUGCCAUGACCUCUGGCUAUUCACAGGAGGCCGAUGCCGAGUACCUGAAAAAGACGACCCAGGAGUAUGUCCUGGCGGGCAGCGAGAAGCUCACCUCGCCAGAGGUGAAAGGCUACGACUUCAACCAAGGACUCGACUACGAUGCAUUGGUGGAGUCAUACUUGCGCACAGGCUUCCAGGCCACCAACUUGGGCAAGGCCAUCCAGGAGAUUGACCGCAUGCUGGACUGGAGCUUGGCGGACGACCCGGUGCCGGAGGAUGAGGUGGAGGAGUUCAAGGAUCCGGAGGCCCGGAGGAAGGUGAGGACCAAGAUUUGGCUCUCCUACACCUCCAACCUCAUCAGUUCCGGCCUGCGGGAAUCCAUCCGAUUCCUGGUGCAGCACCAGAUGGUUCAGGUCAUGAUCUCAACCGCGGGCGGGAUCGAGGAGGACAUCAUCAAGUGCCUAGCGCCCACCCACCUGGGAGAGUUCGCCAUGGAGGGCCUGCAGCUGCGCCGGAAGGGCCUGAACCGCAUAGGCAACCUUCUGGCGCCCAAUGACAACUACUGCCUCUUCGAGGACUGGAUCGUGCCGAUCCUCAAUGCCAUGCACGACGAACAGGAGAAGGAUGGGAUCGUGUGGACGCCGUCAAAGAUGAUCCAUCGAUUCGGUAAGGAGAUUGACAACCCUGAAUCGGUGUGCUACUGGGCAUAUCGCAACAACGUCCCGAUCUUUUGUCCUGCCAUCACCGAUGGAUCCAUCGGCGACAUGCUCUACUUUCACAGCUACAAGAGGAGCGGCUUGGUGCUGGACUUGGUGCAAGACAUCAGGGGUGUCAACGACCAAGCUAUGAAGGCUCGGAAGACCGGCGUCCUGGUGCUAGGCGGCGGAUUGGUGAAGCACCACUGCAUGAAUGCGAACCUCAUGCGCAACGGUGCAGACUUCGUUGUGUACGUGAGUACCGCCCAGGAGUUCGACGGCUCGGACAGCGGCGCCCGGCCCGACGAAGCCGUCAGCUGGGGCAAGAUCCGGGUGGACGCGAAGCCGGUGAAGGUGCAUGCCGAAGCGACGCUUGUGGUGCCGCUGUUGGUCGCCAAGACCUUUGCGAGCAGGUGGAACCAGGGCCGCUGGCACCCUGAGGGCCGCAUUUUCGACAAGGCCUUCACGGCAACUGAGAUCGAGCGCGAGAAGAAGAAACUCGGCGCGAUGGCGAGCGUGCUGCGGACCAUGAUGCCCCGGCGCCAGUCUGAGACGCCCUCCACCAGCUCCACCACGGCUUCGGAGGGAAGGUCCCAAGAGCCAAAGAAGGAGGGGGAGAAGGACAACAGCGGCGGUCUUGGCACAGCCUUGAACAGCAACACGAGUCACAGCUACGACAAGCUGUCCAUGCCUUGCGACCUCUAUGGCCUUUUCGUCAUCGAGCCGCUGCAGCUGAACGUGAAGGUGGAUGGCCCCAUCAUCUUCUUCCUGGAGAUGGUGCGGACCUUCUUCUUCCUGGUGGUCAACUUUGGCAUCCAGCUGCUGUUCGUCUCCAGGAUUCACAAGAUCAAUCAGGAGAACGAGGGCGCGCAGUGCAGAUCGCAGAAGCCAUAUUUGCAGUUGGUUUGCGUCUUCGUCUUCGCCACCAGCAUCUUCAAGGAGGUGAGAGACUGCAUGGAUUUCCUGGACCUGCUGCUGAGAUGUCCAGUCAAGGAGAAUAAUGGGUACAUCAACAUGGGUGUGGGGGGCGGCGGCUGCGACGGCAGCCGGCACGGCGUGGUUCUGCACGACGACCGGGACCACUGUGGAAGCUUCAAGGAGCGGUGGUUUCGUUUCUCCCGGCUGGUCAAGGGUCACAAGGACCACAGCUGGAGCUUGGCGGGCAUGACUCACAUGUGGAAGCUCGUUUGCAUCCUGCUGGUGGCCGUGCCGCGCCUCAUCCUGGGCCUGGUGCUGCUGAAGGUGGCCUCCGGGUUCAUCGUGCGGUCCUCCGAGGAGAAGAUGGUCACUGACACGGUGGCGGCCCUCUUCAUCUCCGACAUUGGGACCUUCAUGUUUUAUGCCUUCACCACGAACAGCGUGAAGGACAAUUUGAGCAGGAUGCCGCCAUUGGAGCUUCCCUCCACCAAUUGCGCCCGCCUGGUGUCCUUUCUCCUUGUGAACUUCCUGCUGCCGGUCAUCACCGCGGGGCUCUCUGUGGCGAUCGUUUGGUACCUCAGGCGCCAGUGCACCGGGGGUGCGGACUUUUUCGGCUCCAUGUCCGGCAGUGGCUGGAGCGCGAGCGAUGUAUUGGCCAUGUUCACCUCCUGA